Messenger RNA from Suillus fuscotomentosus, 1750 nucleotides. RefSeq lists its product as uncharacterized. The record is from RefSeq and is a predicted model, not a curated record. Gene Ontology annotation, biological process: endoplasmic reticulum to Golgi vesicle-mediated transport; Golgi localization; retrograde vesicle-mediated transport, Golgi to endoplasmic reticulum. Bases 67 to 1650 code for a protein of 527 amino acids. Gene Ontology annotation, cellular component: COPI vesicle coat; cytosol. The transcript has 7 exons. Lineage: Eukaryota; Fungi; Basidiomycota; Agaricomycetes; Boletales; Suillaceae.
CUACCAGCAAGAUCAGAAACUGCAGGUGUGUGCAGGCAAGGGUUUUUAUCGCCAUAACCCUUCAAGAUGGUUGUUCUAGCAGCAUCGAUAUGCACUAAAGGCGGUAAAGCGGUGCUCUCGCGCCAAUUUCACCCAAUGACGCGCACCCAUAUCGAAUCCCUACUUGCAUCCUUCCCAAAGCUCAUCCCGACAAACUCUCAACACACUUCAGUAGAAACCGCUCAAGUCCGCUACGUCUACCAGCCCUUGGAAGACCUUUACAUCCUUCUCAUUACGAAUAAAGCUUCCAAUAUCCUUCAGGACAUCGAUACCCUACACCUCUUUGCGCGCGUCGUGUCUGAUAUGUGUCGCACUGCAGAUGAGCGUGAAAUUCAGAAACAGAGUUUUGAACUGCUUGGCGCUUUUGAUGAGAUCGUGAGCAUGGGUUACCGAGAACAGGUCAAUCUCAUGCAGGUAAGGAGCAUAUUGGAGAUGGAAAGUCACGAGGAAAAGAUACAGGAUAUCAUCGCAAGGAACAAAGAAGCAGAGGCAAAAGAAGAGCUCAAGCGCCGUGCACGCCAACUCGAGCUCCAGCGCCGGGAGCAGCAGAAGCGUGCUGCAGUAUCCGGCAGUGGGGGCAGCUCAUAUCUCGGUGGAGGCAUGUCUGGAUACUCUCCUGUUCCUCAACGCUUCGACGCUCCAGAAGUGCCGGCUGCGCGCACUGCAUCACCCGCACCUGCGUCCAGUGCGCGCACCCCUCCGUUCAAGGGCAGUGGCAUGAAACUCGGCAGCAAAAAGACUAGGCAAGCUGAGCUUCUAGAUGCUCUCGGUGGCGAGCUAGUCUCCGAGGAGCUCUCAGUACCAUCCACGCCUCCUAUCCCUGAUCCAUCCCCAGCGCCAACUAACACAAGAGGUAGCCUGCCCUCUAUCACAGCUGAAAGCGUACAUAUCGUAAUCAAGGAGAAAAUCGAUGUAUCCCUUAUGCGCGAAGGCGGUGUACAAUCAAUGGAGGUCAAGGGUGACAUGAACCUCCAAGUCUCCGAUCCCGCUUUAGCGCAUAUCAAACUCGCACUCCCGUCCCCCACCACCGACUUUGGGUCUGAUCUUCAAUUCAAGCAGCACCCGAAUGUCGCCAAGUUCGCCCCCGGCCAGAACCGCAUCGUCGCGCUCAAAGAUCCCUCUCGUGCUUUCCCCGUGGGCCAAGCCCUUGGCGUUCUCAAGUGGCGCUAUGCAGGGCGCGAUGAGUCCUUAGUACCAUUGUCCAUCAACUGCUGGCCUUCUCCCUCAAAUGACGGUACCUGUGAGGUCAACAUUGAGUAUGAGCUUGAAAACGAAAACGUCACCCUGCACGACGUCGUCAUCUCCAUUCCCCUCCCUGCCGGUUCCUACCCCAGCAUUACCACCACGCAAUGCGACUACACCAUCAAUCCCGCUACUCACUCGCUCGACUGGUCCAUCCCACUCGUUUCCACUGUAGAGCGCAGCGGCACGCUCGAGUUCACUAUCGGCGGUGACGACGCGAGCAUCUUCUUCCCCGUGCGCGUGUCAUUCGUGGGUCGGGGGAGUAUCGCUGGCAUUGGGGUGGAUGCUGUUUCGAGAGUGGAUGGUGGUGAAGACCCCGUUUUUUCUGUGGAUGCUGUCGUCACGACGGGUGAUUAUCUUGUUGUUUGAGUGUCUUGUUGCGUACUGGGAAAUGCAUGAUCAUAUAUCAUGAAUUGGCAAGACAGACUUUUACUGCAUAUGAUAUCUUACAUGAUCUAGAAGGUCAAGC